AAUACCUUGUGCUCGCUCUCUCUAGCCAAACGUUCUCUCUUUCCACAGCUCGUCCAAAUUUCUCAAAUUCAUUCCUCUCAAAUGGUUAUCAAAUAAUUUAUAAAAGUGCCUCCCAAGAACACACAUCUUAGUUUCGCCCGAUUGUAUAGCGAAUAGACCUAAUUUUUGGGUAUGGCUGAUGCAUCAGCAUUUCGAUUGUCCUUGCCGUUGGUUUUCUUCCUCCAAUUGGGGACUUUUUUGUUUAUCCUAUCAUCGAUCACAGCCGCUGACGAUGUCUCGCGAGCUGCUCCCGCCGGUGAACCCAAGGCCUGCGGAAAUGACUUCCAGUUGGUUAAGGUCAAGAGGUGGAUAAAUGGUGUUGAGAAGGAGGCAAUAGGUGGGUUAACAGCUGAUUUUGGCUCUAUAUUGCCUGCUGAUGCUAAAAAAGGUCACAGAUUGCCAGCUCUAUUUUCAGAACCCUUAAAUGGCUGUUCCUCCUCUUCAUCUAGGCUGGUAGGUUCCAUUUCUUUAGUUGUACGUGGUGAUUGUGAAUUCACCACUAAAGCUAAAGUUGCACAAGCAGCAGGAGCAGCAGGAAUGGUGAUGCUGAAUGAUGAUGAAGGUUUUGUGCAGAUGGGUUGUGGGAAUGAUACUAGUUUGAAUAUUACUAUUCCCGUGAUUACAAUUUCUAAGUCGGGAGGAGUGGAACUAAAGAAAUCCAUUGAUGGUGGAGAAAAAGUGGAACUUCUGUUGUACUCACCUGAACGACCAAUUUUAGAUUACUCGGUGAUAUUCUUGUGGAUGAUGUCUGUUGGAGCAGUUGUUACUGCUUCACUUUGGUCAGAGAUCACUGGAUCAGAGCAAAGUGAUGAGCGCUAUAAUGAAUUAUCACCCAAGGAAUCUGAUGCUGCAGCAGCAGCCAGGCAAGAGGAAGAGAAGGAAAUCCUCCAUAUUAGCACGAAAAGUGCUGUAGUUUUUGUUAUAACGGCGUCAACUUUUCUGCUGCUUCUUUACUUCUUUAUGUCGUCAUGGUUUGUCUGGGUGUUGAUUGUACUUUUCUGCAUUGGAGGUAUUGAGGGAAUGCAUAAUUGUAUUGUUUCACUGGUGACAAGGUACGAUGGUUACUUUUGUGAAAUGAUUAAUUUAGUAAUUGAACGGAAGACCUUGAAUUUGCCUCUUCUAGGGGAGGUUUCAAUUCUCUCUUUAGUUGUCUUGAUAGGAUGUCUAGCAUUUGCCAUAUUCUGGGCUGCUAAUCGAAAUGCAUCAUAUUCUUGGAUUGGGCAAGACAUCUUGGGUAUUUGUAUGAUGACCACUGUCUUGCAGUUGGCUCAAUUACCAAACAUAAAGGUUGCCACAGUACUCCUGUGUUGCGCAUUCUUGUACGAUAUCUUUUGGGUGUUCUUAUCUCCGUACAUAUUCCAUGAUAGCGUUAUGAUUGCGGUUGCUCGAGGUGAUAAAAGUGGUGGAGAAUCGAUACCCAUGCUGCUGCGAGUACCUAGACUUGCCGAUCCUUAUUAUGGUUAUAACAUGAUAGGCUUUGGGGACAUUUUAUUCCCCGGUUUGCUAGUUGCCUUCUCUUUUAGAUUUGACAAAGCCAAGAAGAAGAAGAUAUUCAAUGGAUACUUCCUCUGGUUGGUAAUUGGCUAUGGAGCUGGCCUGGCGUUUACUUACUUAGGGUUGUAUUUGAUGGACGGGCAUGGUCAACCUGCUCUGCUCUACCUAGUGCCGUGUACACUUGGAACCUGUAUUGUGUUGGGUAUGAUAAGAGGGGAGCUGAAACAACUAUGGACUUAUGGCAGUAAUUCAACUGAAUCCAAUGCCCCUGGAGAAGCUUGAUAUGAAUGAUACCCCAUAAUUCACCAUUCAUUUUAUAGGUCUCUUACGUUGACAAUGCUAAUCUUGCCUGUACUGAGGUGGGGUAUUUCAUUCGAGUGCUACAGGCAUUACCUAGGUUGAUUAGUAUAUGGGCAUAAUAUUUAUCUUUUUUUUUUUCUUUUUUUUUUCUCCCUUGUAUUAUUUAUCAUUGUGUAUCCUUCACAUGUAACAACGUUAUUUUACUUUAUCCUUUUAACACUUUCUCAUUAUGAAAGAUUUGAAGCCGAGAUCAAAUCGGCUUCAUUGGACCAUUUUGUA
Striga asiatica is the source of this 2112-nucleotide messenger RNA. NCBI's taxonomy places the organism in Eukaryota, Viridiplantae, Streptophyta, Magnoliopsida, Lamiales, Orobanchaceae. The record is from the annotation of a GenBank genome assembly.